Molecule: messenger RNA, 1257 nt
Organism: Exophiala bonariae
Lineage: Eukaryota; Fungi; Ascomycota; Eurotiomycetes; Chaetothyriales; Herpotrichiellaceae
Exons: 1
Coding region: 1-1257 (418 amino acids)
Source: RefSeq, a predicted model, not a curated record
AUGGUAGGAGUCAAGUUAACGUUAGGACUUUUUGCGGCGCUGGCUGUUGCCGGCGUCGCUCUUCCCGGCAACUAUCAAUGGUCCGAUGGUGACGGUGUUGCCGCAUACGGCGCUGGUGAGCCAGGCGGUCACAAUAGCAACUGGGGUGAUGCCGGAGGCGCACGAGGUACUGGUGCUGCUGGUGGCUCUGGACCCAGUUUUGGCUCUGGAACUCAAGGCGGUGGUGGAGCCAUGGGAGGUGAAGGUGGCAGUGGCAAAGGCAGUGGCUACGGAGAUUCGCAUGACGGCAAUAAAGGGCAGAAGGGAGAUCAUAAAGAAGGUGGCUCAAGAGGUAAUGCUCCUGACGGUAUUCAUCGUCGCCAUGAGAACUCCGAUUCGUCAGAGGCCAACGGUUCUCGAGGCAAUGGCACCCAAACUGGUAAGGAUGGGAAUUUUGGUGCUGGCGGAGACGGUGAAAAGUCGUGGGGCCAUGGCACAGGCGACGGAAGCCGAUCUGGUGAUCGUGGAGAUCAAGGUCGCCAGGGUGGAAAAGGCGGGGACCGUGGAGGCGAUGGAAAGCCGGGUGGCAAUCUCGGCCCUCGUGGUCACGGCGCUUGGGGCGAAGACCAUGAAAAAGACAACCACAGAAAAUCUGGCAAAGGAGCAAGCAGUGGGAAGCUGGACCAUGGCGGAGGUCAAGGCGAUAAAGGUGACAAGGGAGGUGAUGGUUUCGAAGAAAUGCGUGGUGGCCUUGGUCCCCGUGGCAAUGUUGCUUGGGGUGGAAACAAUCAAGAUGGUAAGAACGGAAAGCCUGGUAAUGGAAUGGGUGGUGGGAGUUCAUGGGAGGAAACGGGAAGUGGUCAAGUCUGGCCUGAGGAUAAUCCAGAUCACGAUGGCCACCGUGGCACGGCUGAGAGACCAGGUGGUGGGAUCCGUGCUCGGGAUGAGGAGGUGGACGCUCCUAAAAAGACCCUACCUAGCAAGUUAAGAGUCCCCAACCAUCAUCCUAGAGACGAGCAAGAUGACAUUCCGAAAGAAACUGAUGACGGCGCCCCAACAAUCGACCUCAACGACUUCAACAGACGGUGGGCAGAGGCAGUGGAAGAUGAUGAAGCCCCCGAUGUCAGGUUCCAUUUUGAUUCGAGCCAUCCAAACGCACAUGUCAACACACACCAUACCCGCACCGACCAGUUAGGGGUGUAUGAGUGCAUGUACGAGCUAUUUGGAAUGCCGUGCAAGUUUACAGCGAUUGUAAAUGGGCAGUGUUAUAACAGGUAA